AAAAGGAGAGAGAGUCGGUGAAACUUUAGGGUUUGACAAUUGUGAGACAAUGGAUUUCGUCCGUCGUGCUGUAAUGGUUUACGGUUCUGAUCUCUGGAAGAGGAUUUGUUCUGAUUCAGCCACAAAGGGAUUGGCUAAAGCACUGCAAUCUUCUCCUAUAGCAUCAUAUGCUCGUUCUGAGACGCCGCUGGGGUAUGCUCGUUACUGCACAAUUCAUGCAGUUUUGAUUGGUGAUUGCAAGGUUCGCAGUGCUUCUCCGGUUUGGAAUGGUACUCGCAGGAUUCACAGAGUUUUCGCAGUUUGAUGGUCGGAAUAACUACAUUAUAAUAAGUUUGGUGAGUAUGUUCUUAAUGAAUAAAAGCACAGCUUUCAG
Molecule: messenger RNA, 373 nt
Organism: Arabidopsis arenosa
Lineage: Eukaryota; Viridiplantae; Streptophyta; Magnoliopsida; Brassicales; Brassicaceae
Source: the annotation of a GenBank genome assembly